This is a messenger RNA of Danaus chrysippus (African queen), 735 nucleotides long. NCBI's taxonomy places the organism in Eukaryota, Metazoa, Arthropoda, Insecta, Lepidoptera, Nymphalidae. The record is from the annotation of a GenBank genome assembly.
AUGGAAUCAAUUUGGAAGAACAUUGCUGCGGAGUUGGCGGAGCUGGGCCCAGCAAAAUCAGUAGAACAAUGGAAAACAACAUGGCGUGAUCUGAAAUCGAAAACAAAAACUAAAAAUGUCAAUAUUAACCUUGCCAGAAAAAGAACUGGAAACAAUGAAAAUGUUCCGGUUCUAACAACUGGGGAAGAAAAGAUUUUAGGGAUCACUGGGAAGACAACAUCUCAGGUUGCUAAUGACGACAUUGUGCAAUGCAGUCCAAUAUCUAGUGAAUCUUCGCAAAACAUUCGAGAUAAGCCGUUCAUUCCCGAAGACAAGUUUAAGCACAAUUCCACCCAAACCGACAUAACCAUGAAAAAUCAAGAGAUUUUGAAGCAGCUAAAAGAUAAAUUUAAUGAUCCCUCUACUUCUAGAUCUAUGAAGACUUUGAUAUUAACAACAGCACCUACGUCAUGGAGUGAAAAGAAACUUACGGAUGAAAUUGAAACCUCCAGGUGGCAAGCGAGAAAAAUCAUGAGGAAAAAAUUAAAAAGGCUGAGAGACUGUGAAAUAAAAAAGGAAAUGGAAGAAAUCUUUGGUUUUCCUGAUGGAACAGUUUCCGAAGACGAUGAGGAGGUAUCGGACGGUGAAAACAACUGUAAUGCCAACUUGGAAAGAUUGUUGACAGGCGAAGAUGUAAUGCUUAGUUCAGCUGUAUCUGACAGGUUCAACUUUCAAGAUUAUCCGUCCUGCAUCUGA